Messenger RNA from Ostrea edulis (European flat oyster), 6835 nucleotides. RefSeq lists its product as uncharacterized. The coding region runs from base 170 to 790 and encodes 206 amino acids. The transcript is spliced from 5 exons. The record is from RefSeq and is a predicted model, not a curated record. NCBI's taxonomy places the organism in Eukaryota, Metazoa, Mollusca, Bivalvia, Ostreida, Ostreidae.
CCUCGAUCGAAAUAUUACGACAACUAGGAGGAAAGUCCUUUUGGUGACUAGGAAGAAGUUUGUUGUUCAGCGAUUGUAACGUUUUACAGGAUUCUAAAUACAAGCAGAGCUUGUAAUUCUUCAUUGAUACGCAUCCUUGAAUUGAAGGGGAACUAAUUACACGAUAACAAUGUCCUGCACCAACCCGGAACGAGGGACAAUCAUAGAAGUACUCAUUCUUAUCUGCCUCGCUGCUGUACAGGCAAAUUCUCCUUCGUCCGCAACUAUAAGCAACACACAAAGCAGUACUAAUUACACAGAAACACUAAUGAAUACAGAUAAUACGACUGCAAGUACAGACAUGACUACAAUUGCCACAACGACCGUCUCUCCCACGCCAACCAACUAUUUAGAAUUGAUAAAACCAUAUACCAUCAUCGCAGGAGUGGCGGUACUGAUCUUGUUGUUGAUUGUCAAUCUGGUAGGAGUUAUACAGAGACGGAAAGAACAAAAAGUGAUACGAAAUUACCUGCUGUCCCUCCACUCUCUGCUUCCCUUUCUGCGCAACUAUGACGACAUUCCGAACUUCGACGAAACUCAUGGAGGAAGGAAAAAGUCCAAGCACAACCUGUUUGGAAACAACAUUGAGGAAUACGAUGAGAUCGAAAUGGUUGCCCGUAGAUCUAAAUUAAGUGAAGUGAAGGAACCCAAGCAUGAUUGUGAAACUGAUCAGUCUACGGAUGUGGAGGCUUCGCAAGACAGGAAUACUGUAUACUCCCUACAGAAAGAAAUUCUGAGUAGCAACUUGUGAACAAGCGUAUGCUUUUCUUAUCAGAUAAACAGAGGCAGUGCUUCAUGUGGUCCAGGAGAUAUUCCUGACUUAAUGUUACUUUUCUAGCAAGAUUUCGAAUAUAUUUUCAAUAUAUAACUGUGAAGUUAUCAGACAGCUCAAAAUGAAUUGUUUAAUUAUGUAGAUUGAUGUGUCUGGUAUAAACCAAUUGUGUCUUUGAUUCUCCGGGACAGUUACAUACCCAGUUCAUCUAAGACAAUGUAUUGUUUAUAUUGUUUAUUGUACAAUUGCAAAAAAUAGUAAGUAAUUGUCAACAUGACCGCAGCGCCGUGAUUUGGUUAGCUGGGUAUAUUGAAACUAUUUUUUUUUUUUUUUUUUUUUAAAUAUAUAUAUUUUAUUUCCCAGAACCUAUUCUAUAACAAUAAUGAUAGUAAUAAUAAAGUACACUAUAGGGCAGCUGUCAGGGAUGGGGCCCUGGCUAAGCUCCCUCAAAAUUUAACAAGACAUUUCCUACUGUGCCACGCAGGGCACAUUCUAUAAAUUCUAUUUUAUAAUGUACAAGCUUAAGUAUAUUUAUCUGUCUAGCGUAUUAUAAUGUAUAUUUAAAAAAUUAUUAUGUGUAUCAAUUAUGAUAUUUGUUUGGACAAACAAAACAAAAUAUUAUACAUUUUUUUUAAAGAAAAAAGAACAUCACUAUAGAUGAAAUGAUUUAAGAUUUGAUUCAUAAAAAUAAUGUUAUAUAAAUAGACUGAAGAGUUAAUAUACCGCUCAUGCUGCCUUAAAGGUCCACACACGCCAACUUAAAGAGUCCAUAGAUGACCCUUAGGCAGCCUAGCUGGGAGACAGGUUACUCCCGGAAGUAGCGGUUUAUUAAAUACAUUUAUAAUAUUGAUUUCAAUCACACAAAAAAAUAAACCUUGUUACUAUGAAUAAGUUCAUAGUGUGUAUUAUAAAAAUAUACAAUGUGAUGACAGUAUGUACACAUAUACAUACACACAUAUACACACACAUAUACAUACAUGUCACAAAACAUUACCUAGUUUUUCUAUAACAUCCAUAUUUAGAUUACAUUUACAGUAUUUCAAAAUUUUAUACCAAAAUAAAACUUUUUGUUUGAUAUGGUUCUGAAUAUUGUAUUCCUGUUCAUCCACAUUUUCUAGUCUACAGAACAUCUUAUAUUUAUAUAUUUUGAGAGCAACAAAAGAUAUGAUAUUGUUUAACAAUUGUACCUUUUUGUUAUUUUCAUGAUGAAAUCCAAUCAAUAUAUCUUUCCAUCUGAUGUUAACUUUUGUGGUGAGACUUACAAUUUUCCAAAUGUUUUGUACAUUUUUACAUUUGAAAAUCAGGUGUUCAAUAUUUUCAGUCAUAUCACAUAAAAAACAAUUUCCAUUUUGCUCUUUCUUCCACUUGCUCAGCAUUUGCUUGCAGCAAAGUGUAUUAUUUAAUAGUUUAUAAUUAAAUUCUGCAAUAUUUUUGUCUAAUGAAAAUUUGAUUUUUUGAAUAUAUAUCUGUUUCCAAUCUUCUUGGUUUAUUUCAUAUUCAGUUUGGAAUUUUUUUUGAUACAGGGGAUAUAUAAAUUUACUUUUUAAUAAAAUUUCAUAAAAGAUUUUACAUUUUAUAUUUUCUAAAAUAUGAUACUCGUUUUUAUGAAAUAAGAAUGUUCUUUUAUUUUUUAUGUUAACAAACUUUGCCUGAUUUUUUAGUUUUUCAAUUAGAUUUUUGAAGACUGAUUUAACAACCUUAUAUUCACAUAUAUAGUUAGCUUUACAACUUAAUGUACUUUUUAUAUCAUUGAUUGUUUUGAAUUCAUUCUCUAUAAAUAGGUCUUUCACGUAUUUUAUCCCGCUUUUCACCCAAUUCGUGAAGAAUAUCGGUCUUCCCAUGUACGUAAAAUAUCUGUUAUACCAUAUGGGCUCUUGGAGUAUUUCUGAUAUGUUCAUUGUACUUAACGGUUUUAAUUUUUUGCAUUUAUUAAAGUAUAUGAAUACUUCUUUGUAAAACAUUGGCAGAUUGCCAAAUGUAUUAAAAUCUCUAAUAUCUAUAGAAUUCAUUUUAAUGACAUAUUCAAUAUCUGUAUUUUGACUUCUGAGUAUGUUUUCUAUAUGCUUUUUAAUAGUAUUUUGAUUAUCAUUUUUGAUAAGUCUUGAUACCCAUGCACCUUUAAGUGCUUGAAAUUUAAGGAUUAUAUCAAUAACACCUAUUCCUCCUUCAUUUACUGGACCUAUUAUGGUUUUUCUUUUUAUUCUGUCUUUUUUACUCCAAAGAAAGUUAAAAAUGCUUUUGUUUAUUCGUUUUAAAAUAUCAGUUCCUGGAAUUGGUAAUACAGAUGCUAUGUAAAUAAAUUUGCUAGUACCUAAAGUAUUUAUGAUUUCGUUCUUUCCAAAGAUUGUUAAUUUUCUUUUUUUCCAUGUUUCAAAGAGUUUUUCCAUGUUUUCACAUUUAUCUAUCCAGUUUUUGCGGUAACAUUCUUUCUUAUUAUUUCCUAAGUAUAUUCCUAAACAUUUUAAAGACUCAGUGUUUACUUUUAUACCAAACAUUUCAUUUGUUGUGUCUUUUAAAGUACCAGUUAAUAUGCAUUCUGUUUUAUUAAUAUUCACUUUAGAUCCUGCAUUUUUACAGAAUAUUUUCAAUUCUUUCAAAGCUUCUUUCAUUGAAUUAAUAUUUUUUAAAAAUAAAGUGAGAUCAUCUGCAUGGUGAGCAUGUUUUAUUUCCUCACCAAAGUGAGAGGUUUUUAUUCCAAAUAUUUGUUUAUUCUGUUUUAGUUUCAGAACCAGGAUUUCAGCUACAAAUAGGUAUAAUAUCGCAGAAAUUGGACAUCCCUGUCGUAUCCCUCGUUUCAUGUUGCAGGUUUUAGAUAUCCAACCAUUAUUUUUUAACCUAAAUAUUGGGUUUGUAUACAAUAUUUUAAUCCAUUUUAGAAAAUUUUCUUUAAAUUUGAAUUUUGUUAAUGUUUUGAACAUGAAAUUCCAUUCGACAGAGUCAAAAGCUUUUUCAAAAUCUACAAAUAGCAAAAUUCCUUCAUCAGCUGAUUCUUCGCAGUAUUCUAAAAUGUCUAGAAUUAGUCUAGCAUUCUCUCCAAUAUAUCGACCUUUGAUAUAUGCGGACUGGUUUUUAUUUAUCAGAUUAUCUAACACCUUUUGAAGUCUUUUUGCAAAUAUAAAUGCUAUAAUUUUAUAAUCAGUGUUUGUUAAACUUAUUGGUCUAUAGUUUUUCAAAUCUUUUGUAUCUCCUUGUUUAAAGAUUAGAGAAAUUACAGCUAAUCUCUGUGCAUAGCUUAGUUGAUUAUUUUUGUAGAUAUGUUUUAGUGUGUCAUAGAAUAAAUCUUUGAUAUACUUCCAGAAGCACUGGUAAAAUUCAUUUGUUAAGCCAUCUAAACCAGGAGAUUUAUUUAGUUUUAAAUUAUUAACAGCUUCUGUGCAUUCUUCAAGUGAUGGAAAUUCUUCACAUAAUUGUAUGUCAUUAUCACUCAUUUCAUUUUCUAGUUCAACAGAUUGUAAGUAGUCAUCAAUUUCGUCAUCCGAUAUGUUUUGGGAAGAAUAUAAGUUUUCAUAGAAAUUGCACAUGGCAUACAUUAUGUCGCUAGUUUUUGAAAUAUCUUUGUUAUCAAUUUUUAAAUCUUUUAUAACACUUUGUUUUUGUCUACUUUUUUCUAAAGAUAAGAAAUAACUCGUACAUUUCUCACCUUCAGUUAUCCAUUUGGAUCUUGAUCGUAUAAAAGCACCUUGGCAUUUCUUGUUAUAUAGACUGUCCAACUCUGCCUCGAUAUUUCUUUUUCUAUUCAUAUCAAUAUUUUGAUAGUCUGAUUCCUCAAUAUCAUUUAUUUCUUUUUCUAAAUUUCUAAUUCUUUCAUUUACAUUUUUUCCUUUUUGUUUAGCAAAUUGAAUAGAAAAGUCCUGAGCUUUUAAUUUGAAUAAUUCCCAUUUAUCUUGUGGUUCUGAGUCACCAUUUUUUAUUUCAGUAAUCAGGUUUUUAAUUCCCAUUUUAUAUUCUAAAUCUUUUAGAUGAGAGUUAUUCAAUUUCCAGUAUCCUGUUCCUCUUUCGUUAUGAUUUGUUUUAAAUAGUAGUUUUAGUACUCUGUGAUCCGAUAUUCUCUUUUUAGCUACAUUACCUGGAAUUUUACGUAUGAUAAUGUUUUCUAAAUCAUAUAUGAAAUUUUUACUUAUAAACACAUAAUCUAUUCUGCUACAAGGAAUGUCGUUUGAAUUGCACCAUGUAUAGCCGUUUAAGUCCGGGUGCUUACUGUUCCAUGAAUCAAACAUAUCUAAUGAGGUUAGUAUUUUGUUUAGUUUUCUAGAACUUGGAUCCUGUGUAUUCUCUAUUUUACAAUUGAAAUCUCCACAUAUUAUAACACUCUCUUCUGAUAUUUUCUUAUCCAGGAAAUUAUGCAAUUUUGAGAAAAAAAUACAUCUCUCUUUGGGGUUGUUUGGUGCAUAAAUGUUUAACAAAGAAAAAAUAUCAUCAUCUAUUUUCACCUUUAAAUAUAAUCUUCUUCCGUCUAUCGUUAUAUGUUUUUCUAGUAUAUCAAUAUUCAAAUCUUUUUUAAAUAGUAUAGAUACUCCUUUACUAAUUUGUGAUUCGCUGAAACAGUGAUAAGAUUUUCCAAACCAUCUUGCAUUAUAUUUCGUUUCAUUUUUUUCUAUGUAAUGGGUUUCUUGUAGAAAUGCAAUAUCAACUUUAGUGUCUCUUAACCAAUCAUAAAGUUUUAUUCUUUUUUCGUCCGAGUUUAUACCUCGGACAUUUACUGAUAUGAUAUCAAAUAAGUUCAUGCAUUAUAAUAGAAUUUCUUGAAUCUUUCAUUGUUAUAUACUGUAAAAAAAUAUUCAAAUUUUUCACAUGAAGACAAGAAAAAAAUAAUGAUCAUUCCGUAAAUACAAAACAUAGUCCUUUAGACGAUCCGGUUCAAAAUUAUCUGGGAUAAUUAUACCUGUAAUGUACACUUUACCCUUUGUCGUUGGAGUGGAGGUCUCGUCGGCUUUGUCUGCUUUGUCCAUCGCGACUUUGCUGUCUUGAAUCGCAAUUUUGUCUGGCAUUUCUUGCAGAAUUACGUGAUGUCCGAUGAGUCGGAGGAGAGCGAGAAGCCUGGCUUUGAGGUUUUUUAUUGUUUGUUUUCUUUUCUGGAUUAUGGACACUGGUUAACAUUUUUGUGAUGUUCAUCUGUGUCGUUGACUGGGGGGUUCUGGUAACCGAUUGAGAUCGAGAGUGAUGCGAUUGUUUUUUUGCUUUGUUGAUAUUUAUAAGAAUGUUGCCCAUCUGGUUUUUUCCUGGCCACUUUAGAUGGUUGGUGUGAUCAGUUCCUUCUCUGUCAAGUCCAGUACCCCAGAAUUCAUCAUAUGUGCUCUCUGCAAAAAUUGUGUCGGUAUCAUAACUUUCUAGGAUGGAUCGAAAAUCAUCAACUUGAUCAUAUUUUGCAUUUACAAUUUCUUCCAGUAUUUCGAUUUGUUUUUCAUGGAAAUCAUCAUUUGUUUGGAUACCUUUUCCUAUUUUUUUGGCAUUCAGAGCUGUUGGGGAAUCACGUAUGAGUUGAGCGUUUUCAAUGUCGCCACAACGCAGCGCUUUGACGUAUUGAAAUGCAUGUUCAGCAGAUGAAUGCGCAAUGCCGAAGACAUAUAUUGAACAAGGGUAGAAGUUAGAAAGAGGAGUAUUUGCUCCUGAGAAUGAAACCACUUCCUCUUGGUCAUCCACGUAUUCGCUGCAUAGUUGAGAACCUGGCUCAUGGUCUUCUUGCAGGCAUAUUUUACACCUUCUGUUUUCGGAACAUUGAAACAGCCAAUGCUUUCCCCAGCAAUUGGUGCACUUAGGCUCUCGUUUGUUUGAGGGUUGUCCUCUGUGGUAUAUCUGGCAUCUAAUACCUGCACAUGUGUUCUGUCUAGGUAGGUAUGUGCCGUCUUUGAAAGGUUUUGCAUAUACAAACCUGUUUCCGUUCAUAACGCUAGUCAUUUUUCAUAUUGAAACUAUUUCUCCAGAGCUUCUAUAUCCUCAAAAGAUCCACUCCAAAUUAGGGGAGAAAUGUAUUUCCAUGUCUUUAAAAAAAUCUAAUAAAACGAGAAAUCUCAAAGAUUAAAAAAA